CUUCCUCUGUCGCCGCCGGGCCGUUCCAGUUUCCCAGUGCGGCUUCUGUCCUAAAGCGAAGACGUCCCUCCAAACGCGGCGCCGUGAGCCCUUCGCCCCUCGCCUGGGGUCAGCGUGCGAGGACGGGCGCGGCGGGGAUACUUUACAGCCAACAGCUGGAGCCGGCCCUCGCGUACCGGGCCCUUACUGGCACUUCUGAUCGUCAGAGGGGGCUGGCUUUUGAGCCCUCACUCGGGAGGACCUGAUUCGCAGCUCCAGGGCUGCAGCUACGGAGGACGGGGCUCCCUCGCCCGCAUCUGGGCCCCCGAGUCACGCACUGUGCCGUGAGGUGCGGCAUUGACAAGUCAUCUCUUCCCCACGCACCACUUCCACUCACUUCUGCGUUAAUGGUUCUUACCCUCCUGAGACUUCUCCCCUCCGCCUCCAGAAGUAUUUUCCCCCGGUUCCCUUAAAUAGAGGAGUUCCGUACUUGAGGGUAUCCGGCAGAAAAAUUACUUUUAAGACUGAGCACCCAUUUGAUACCCAAAGCAAGUUCAUACUUACUGGAGAGUUUGGGGGAAAAGUAAGACCCAGAGGAAAUUAUGGCUGAGUAUGGGGCUCACAUCACUGCGUCUGUGGUUGAUGACCAGCCGUCCAUCUUUGAGGUGGUAGCACAGGACAGUUUAAUGACGGCAGUGAGACCUGCUCUUCAGCAUGUGGUCAAGGUUCUUGCAGAAUCAAAUCCUGCCCACUAUGGCUUCUUUUGGAGGUGGUUUGAUGAAAUCUUUACCCUACUAGAUCUUCUGCUCCAGCAGCAUUAUCUGACUAAAACCAGUGCCUCAUUUUCUGAAAAUUUUUAUGGCUUAAAACGGAUUGUGAUGGGGGAUACACACAAGCUUCAGAGACUGGCCAGUGCUGGUCUCCCUAAGCAGCAGCUUUGGAAGUCAAUUAUGUUCCUGGUUCUUCUUCCUUAUCUGAAAGUGAAGCUGGAGAAGCUGGUUUCUAGCCUGAGAGAAGAAGAUGAAUAUUCUAUCCAUCCCCCUUCCUCCCAUUGGAAGCAAUUUUACAGAGCCUUUCUGGCAGCCUACCCAUUUGUUAACAUGGCCUGGGAAGGCUGGUUUCUUGUACAACAACUUCGAUACAUCCUAGGAAAGGCACAACAUCACUCACCACUGCUGAGUCUGGCUGAAGUUCGGCUAGGUCGACUUACAGUUCAGGAUGUACAAGCUCUGGAGCACCAACCAGCUAAAGCCAGCAUGAUGCAGCAACCAGCCAGGAGUGUUAAUGAGAAGAUAAAGUCAGCUCUGAAGAAAGCUGUGGGAGGUAUUGCCUUAUCCCUGUCUACUGGCCUUUCUGUGGGGGUGUUCUUCCUACAGUUCCUUGAGUGGUGGUACUCAUUUGAAAAUCAAGAAACCAUCAAAUCACUGACUGCCCUGCCUACUCCACCACCACCUGUACACCUAGAUUACAAUUCUGAUUCUCCCCUGUUACCCAAAACGAAGACUGUGUGCCCACUGUGUCGUAAAACCCGGGUGAAUGAUACUGUUCUUGCCACCUCUGGCUAUGUAUUCUGUUACAGUUGUGUGUUUAAUUACGUGAGGAGUCACCAAGCUUGUCCCAUCACAGGUUAUCCAACAGAAGUACAACAUCUAAUUAAACUAUACUCCCCUGAGAACUGAAAAUGAUUAGCUUUUUACCUCACAACAAAAUUAGUGCAUUUAAGGCCACAGGGCUGGUUUGCAGCACCGUACUUGGUGUUGUUUGAUACUUUUCAGCCUCAAUUCAUAAUUAUAUGAACUUUAGACAACUAUAUGGACUUCUUUAAAAGGAUAAACCCAUUGAUCUUAACCUUUUAGCCUGCUCUCUAGACCCCUACUUAGAGCUGACCAAGCUGGUUAGAGUAAGGGAAUCAGGAUUGAAAGGGGAUGUGAGGGUCAGUGUAGAGGGAGUGGAUAAAAGAGGAGUUACAGAAAUGCAGCAGAGAGAAUAGUCCAUAGUUCUGCAACAUCUUUCUACACAAUAACUACACUAGUUGGGGUGAGCAAUUUAAAAAAGACAGUAUAGAAGCUUUUCCUUAAAGAACAAGAGGUACAGAAGUUUUCAGGAAAAACCCGUUAGUCCUCAAAAAGUGGGUGGUGAAGGGGAACCAAGCCUUUUCUUUAGAAAAGAAAGUCUAUGAAUAAGAGGUUUAUGUACAUGCAGAAGAGGUUUUAUCCAUUUGCAAAGAAUGUGAAACAUGGGCUCUUUACAGAAAUUCUUGAAAACACUUUAGAAAAACGGCACCUUCUAUAUCCUGUGACUCAUUUGUUAAGUAACAUCUGCUGUAGUUUAUCAACGUUUGAAAAUUUCUUUGUGAGCCAUAUCUAUCUUUCUUGGAAAACUGGUUAAAGGAAGAGGGGAUGAGUGUAUAUAAAGAGUACUGUGAAGAUUUCAGUGUGCAAGCAAAGCUAAUAAGCAAUGAAUAGAUGAAAUAAAAUAUGGGUCUAACUUGGACUGUA
Molecule: messenger RNA, 2477 nt
Organism: Manis javanica (Malayan pangolin)
Lineage: Eukaryota; Metazoa; Chordata; Mammalia; Pholidota; Manidae
Gene: PEX12
Product: peroxisomal biogenesis factor 12
Biological process (GO): protein import into peroxisome matrix; protein monoubiquitination
Cellular component (GO): peroxisomal membrane; peroxisomal importomer complex
Molecular function (GO): ubiquitin-protein transferase activity; zinc ion binding; protein binding
Source: RefSeq, a predicted model, not a curated record